AUGGCAAUAAAUAUGAAAUCAUUAACAUUACACCUUGUAUUUCUUUCUUUUAUAAUUUAUCAUGUUGUGGAAUGUGCAUUAACUAUAUUUUGCCUUGAAAAUUAUUUUGAUAAAAGUUUAUUAACUGCAUUAAAAACAAAUGACGUAUACAAAAAAGAAGUUUACUUUUUUGCUAAAUUUCUUUCCAUUAAUUCUCUUUUAUCAUGGAUUUUUGGUGUGAUUCCAUUUAUCUUAUUUAUCAUAACAAUAGUAUCAAACGUUAAAUUUCAUUUGAUGGGAAUUUUUUAUGUUGCUUCUACAAGAAUUCUUCCAAUUAUCAAUAAUAUUGUUUAUUUUUUAAUGAUUAAAGAAAAUUCUAAAAUAUCAUUUGGUUUUGUUAAGAAAUGUUUAGAAAAGAUAAAUAAAUUUAGAACAAUCAAUUAG
Molecule: messenger RNA, 423 nt
Organism: Strongyloides ratti
Lineage: Eukaryota; Metazoa; Nematoda; Chromadorea; Rhabditida; Strongyloididae
Exons: 2
Coding region: 1-423 (140 amino acids)
Source: RefSeq, a predicted model, not a curated record